This is a messenger RNA of Cryptomeria japonica (Japanese cedar), 2011 nucleotides long. RefSeq names its product homogentisate 1,2-dioxygenase. Bases 286 to 1689 code for a protein of 467 amino acids. Gene Ontology annotation, molecular function: homogentisate 1,2-dioxygenase activity. Gene Ontology annotation, cellular component: cytoplasm. The transcript is spliced from 9 exons. The record is from RefSeq and is a predicted model, not a curated record. Lineage: Eukaryota; Viridiplantae; Streptophyta; Pinopsida; Cupressales; Cupressaceae. Gene Ontology annotation, biological process: L-phenylalanine catabolic process.
AACCAACCAACACCAAACAUAUGAAAGGUUUCAUAGAACUACCUAAAAUCUGAUUCAGCAAUUCUGGAUUGUAUCAAUCUAUACAAAACUGCGUAGUUAUCCAGAAUUCUGUACUUUCCGUGUGAGAAUAAAACACAAUUUCUUACAAAUUCCAAGGAAACUUCUUUAAAUAGCCUUUGCCACAUGCUGAAAAUCAAUAUUUAUAGUUGAUCAAUUGCUGUAGUUUUGUGAAGGCUAACAUUUGAGUUGAGACUCGUUUCUUGAAUUUUGAUCUUCUGUCGGAAAAUGGAGAAACUAGCCAAAUUGAGCAUAACAGAUGAAGAAGAGCAUAAAUUUAGUGGGCUUAAGUAUCAGAGCGGAUUCGGUAACCAUUUUUCAUCAGAAGCCAAGCCCGGUGCAUUGCCUGUGGGGCAGAAUAAUCCGUUGAAGUGUCCGUAUGGCCUUUACGCCGAGCAAAUCUCAGGGACCGCAUUUACAGUGCCUAGAAAAUCCAACCAGAAGAGUUGGCUGUAUCGUAUCAAGCCCUCCGUGACACAUGAACCUUUUCAUCCUAGGAUUCCAGCACAUGAUCAUCUGAUUAGUGAAUUUAAUCAGUCCUUAACUUCAGCCACACCUACACAAUUGCGUUGGAGUCCUGUGAGUAUUCCAGAUACUAAAACAAACUUUAUUGAUGGACUAUUCACAAUUUGUGGAGCGGGCAGUUCAUUUCUUCGACAUGGAUUUGCUGUGCACAUGUAUGCUGCAAAUGCAUCUAUGGAAGGCUGUGCAUUUGCAAAUGCUGAUGGAGACUUUUUGAUAGUUCCUCAACAAGGAAGAUUAUGGAUAACGACAGAAUUGGGAAGAUUGCAGGUAUCUCCAGGUGAAAUAGUUGUUUUGCAACAAGGUUUCCGGUAUUCUGUUGAUCUACCAGAUGGGCCCUCACGGGGGUAUGUUGUAGAGGUUUUUGGUGGCCAUUUCCAACUUCCUGACCUUGGUCCAAUUGGUGCAAAUGGACUUGCUUCCCCACCUGACUUUUUGACCCCUACAGCAUGGUUUGAGGAUAAAGAAUAUCCUGGCUACACUAUUGUCCACAAGUUUGGAGGUUCACUGUUUACUGCAAAACAGGAUUUCUCUCCGUUCAAUGUUGUUGCAUGGCAUGGCAGUUAUGCUCCUUACAAGUAUGAUCUGGAGAAAUUCUGUCCUUUCAAUACUGUUUUAUUUGAUCAUGGCGAUCCAUCCAUCAACACAGUUCUCACAGUACCAUCAGAUAAGCCAGGAGUAGCUGUGGUUGAUUUUGUUAUUUUUCCACCACGUUGGGUGGUAGCAGAGCACACCUUCCGUCCUCCAUAUUACCAUCGUAACUGUAUGAGUGAAUUUAUGGGCCUGAUCUAUGGUAAUUAUGAGGCUAAAGCAGACGGAUUUGUAGCUGGCGCUGCAAGCUUGCAUAGCUGCAUGACUCCGCAUGGACCAGAUACUAGUACUUUUGAGGCAACAAUAGCAGGAGGAAAUGAUGCAAAGCCAACCAAAAUAAAAGAUACGAUGGCCUUCAUGUUUGAAUCUUCUCUGAUACCUAGAAUCACACCAUGGGCUCUGAACUCUCCACAUAGAGAUCAUGAUUAUUACAAGUGUUGGAUUGGUCUCAAGUCCCAUUUCAAUCAUGAAAAUGCCACUGAGGAUGUGCAGCCUGCAAAUGGGUCAUUAGACAGUUGACAGUUAUGAAAUGGGUACAUUGGCGAGGCUGCAUGUAAAUAUGUGUAUUAGAGCGCUCUGUUAGCUCAUUCCCAUCUAUAUUUAGGAUAUAAUUUGAUGAUUGCCCAUAUAUUAUUCGUAGCAUAGAUUGGAAUGGUGUUGCUGACCUCGUGGGAGGUAAUAGCAGAUUAUUGUCUGAAAUAUGGCUUCAGCAUUCUCUUAGGAACAAAGAAUGCUGCUUAAUACAACGACCUACAGUAUUUAGAUAUCAAAUGGCAUGCCGUAUUUGGCUAUCUUCUUGAUAGAUAUCAAUGAUAUAAACUCCAAAUAUUUUUUGGGUGAA